GGGCUUGGGGCGGUUUUCCCUUUUUCGGGGAAAUCAAAGCCAUGCACUGAUGCUCCGAAUUAGGGGCGGGAGUAGCGAGGCCGCAGGGCUUCCCAAGGAGCCGGAGCCAGCCAACACGCAGGGCUGGGCAGGUCGGGCCGGGAGCAGCGGAGAGCUUUGUUUCUCUUCUCAGCUGAAUGGCGGCUCGGGCCGGGCCCGUUCCAGCGCUGUUCCUCAGCUGCGGCUUUCCCCUCACGCAGCCCGGGGGGCGCUGGGAGCGCGGGGCGGGGCUGGGCCGUGUGCAGAGCCCGCCCCUCGCUCCGAUUGGGCGGUGCUGCCGUCAGUCGUGGUUCUGGCGCGCUGAUUGGUCGGAGCGGGGAGCAGCCCGGGCCCGGAGCCGCCGGCAGGGCGGCCGUGGCGCAGCAGAGGCGCCAUUGGCGGAGCGUCGGUGCGGGCCCGGGAGCGGCGGCGGCGGCGGCGGCCGGAGCCCCCGGUGAGGCGGCAGCGGCGGAGCUCGGAGGCGGCCCCAGCGCAGCAAUCGAAUCCCGCCCAGCCCAGAGUGUGAGUGUAACUGAGAGCCAGAGUGGAAUUCUCCCGCUGUCUCCCGCAGCACCUGUGGCGAGUGCAGGCACAGAAAGCUCUGAAGCUCGCCCGGUGCCAGCGAGGAUUGGUCCCCAGUGCCUGGAGAUGCCAGAGGAGGCGUGGAAAACACACAGUAACUAAUGAUACCUUGUCGCGACGGAGAGAAGACCCAGACGCUCAAUGAUUUCCCAUUCCCAAGCCUUGGCCAGAUAUAGGAGGAGGCUGCGAGGAAGAGGAAGAUGCCCCAGGACACCCAGGCAGACAAGGAGCUGAGGAUGGAGCCCAGGGAGGACAAAUCCCCACAGCAGAACCUGGUGGAAGAGGCCGUUUUGAGCAGCUCCCUGGCACAGGAAUCCAAUGGGGAGGAAAAUGCCCGGAGAUGCCGCAGGAGGAGGGGCUGCAAACGCAGCCCGGGGUGCUCUGAGGAGGAAAGACCCACCCUGUGCCAGGAAGGUGGCUGCAGAUCGAGCCGGAGCUCAGAUCUGGUGGUUCACGAGCAGCUUCACGCUGGGGAGAAGCCCUACGAGUGUGGGGAAUGUGGGAAGAGCUUCAGCCACAGCUCCACCCUGCUCCGCCACCAGAUGAUCCACACUGGGGAACGGCCCUAUGAGUGUGGGGAGUGUGGGAAGGGCUUCAGAUGCAGCUCCACCCUGAUCCGCCACCACAUGAUCCAUACUGGGGAACGGCCCUAUGAGUGUGGGGAAUGUGGGAAGGGCUUCAGAGACAACUCCACCCUGCUCCGCCACCAGAUGAUCCACACGGGAGAGAGGCCCCACGAGUGUUCCGAGUGUGGGAAGAGGUUUCAGACCAGUUCCAGUCUCCUCCUGCACCAGCGGAUUCACACGGAGGAGAGGCCCUUCCGCUGCCCCGACUGCAGGAAGGGCUUCACACAAAACUCCCACCUUGUCAGACACCGGCGCAUCCACACUGGGGAGAGACCCUACGAGUGUGAGGAAUGUGGGAUGAGCUUCAGCCGGAGCUUCCACCUCAUCCGCCACCAGAUGAUCCACACUGGGGAACGCCCCUACGAGUGUGAGGAGUGUGGGAAGAGCUUCAGCCAGAGCACCAACCUGAUCUUCCACCAGAACAUCCACACUGGGGAAAGGCCAUACAAGUGCUUGGAAUGUGGGAAGAGCUUCAGCCAACGCGGCAACCUGACCGUCCAUAAAAAGAUCCACACUGGGGAGAAGCCCUACGAGUGUUCCGAGUGUGGGAAGAGGUUUCAGACCCCCUCCAGUCUCUUCCUGCACCACCAGAUUCACACAGAGGAGAGGCCCUUCCGCUGCCCUGACUGCGGGAAGGGCUUCAAGCAAAACUCCGGCCUCAUCAUCCACCGGCGCAUCCACACCAGGGAGAAGCCCUACGAGUGUGAGGAAUGUGGGAAGAGCUUCACCCACACCUCUACCUUGACCAGACACCAACAGAGGCACCAGUAAGGGAAGCCCUGCAAGUGCCCCGACUGUGGGAAGAGCUUCGUGCCCUGCUCCAACCUCAUCCCCUUUUGGAGGAGCCACACUGGGAAAAGCCCUGGUGGCCCACAUUCCCUGUGAUCCAUAUUGGGAAGACCCCUGGCUGGUUAUCCUUUUAUUUUGGCCCUAAUUGUCUUCUGAUUCAUCCUCAUCACUUAAAAACACCCAAAAUAGGACUAAAAAGAAAGAAAUUGAUCACAGAUGUUUGAAGUUCCACCAUUUCACAGGUAUUUGAGGGGGAAUUUAGGGUUUGGGGACAUAUUCUGGAGUAUUUGUGGGUUCUUGGGGGAUUUUGGGCAGUGUUCUCCAUCUCUUUGCACUCCAAAAGCCAAGAGGGAUCACCUCAAAACGACUCAAUCCCACUGAAAACAAUUCAAUCCCACCCCAAAAGGGCUCAAUCCCACCUCAAAAUGGCUUGUUCCCACCUCAAAAAAACUCAGUCCCAUGCCAAAAUUACUUGAUUCUACAGCCUCCAGGGUGAGAUGGGGUUGAAAGGUGACUGGGAUCCAGAUUUGGAGGGGUGGGAUCAGGAUUGUGUAGGGCUGGCUCUGUGGGUGGUGUUUUGAUAGUAAAUAAAACUUUCAGAAUGACUGA
Molecule: messenger RNA, 2624 nt
Organism: Corvus hawaiiensis (hawaiian crow)
Lineage: Eukaryota; Metazoa; Chordata; Aves; Passeriformes; Corvidae
Product: zinc finger protein 239-like
Exons: 5
Coding region: 801-1997 (398 amino acids)
Biological process (GO): positive regulation of reciprocal meiotic recombination
Cellular component (GO): nucleus
Molecular function (GO): histone H3K36 methyltransferase activity; recombination hotspot binding; histone H3K4 methyltransferase activity
Source: RefSeq, a predicted model, not a curated record